Podarcis lilfordi (Lilford's wall lizard) is the source of this 10630-nucleotide messenger RNA. The record is from the annotation of a GenBank genome assembly. Lineage: Eukaryota; Metazoa; Chordata; Lepidosauria; Squamata; Lacertidae.
GCAAAACUCCCUCGGCCGGCCGGAAGUGCUGGAUCCCGAGGACGCUCAGCUCUAUGGUAUGUUCUCGCCCGCCGGCCGCGCAUAGACUCCUCCCACCUGGACGAGUCCGCCAGGAGCUUUUGCGCAGGCGCCUAAGGGCAAGGCCGCGUUGGCUCGGAGGCACGAGCGCCCCCUGCCGUCGUUUCUGUUCUUUUUUAUGUUCAAGUCAGGUUUUGCUUCCCGACGCGCUCCUGUAAGCGCAUGCGCUCUCGCUCGCUCUCAGAGCGUGUUUUAAACUGGCGGGAAAUUUCUUAUUAAUUGCAAGCAAGCAAGCAAUAAAUAAAUAAAUAAAUACCAAGAGCAACCCUGCGAAAUAAACGAUAUAACAUGCAGUUCCUAAUGUAUUCAGCACUUAUUUAGAUGUAUUAAUUCAGUUGUUACUGCUACAUGCUUAGAAAGUUAAGGAGAUAGCAAUCUGCUUUAACUUUAAAGUGUUGUAGAUUUUUCUCAUUCCUCCCCUGCUUUUUUCCUUUUUUGUUUUGCAAACUGUGCUGUCGCUACAGUCAAGCAGCGUGCAAAUUUUAUGAAAUGAGAAAAAAAUAAAAAACUUCCUAUUUGAAAUGUGUUUAAUUAAUUAUUAACACCAUUGUUAAAACCAUUGUCUUAAAAAAGAAAAAGGAGGUGACAGGAACUGGCUUCAUGAUGUGUGAAAGCAAAGCCAUUGCUUCCUACUGCUUCCUCUUUGACGUUUUACGAUUAAUCCGAGCCUUCAGAAGCGAGUAGAGCUGCUUUUCCAUGGAUAGAAGGGCAAGCACUUUUGCCAACUCAUGACCCAGGGGGCAUUGAGGCAGGUGGACUCAGGGGGGAAGAUGUGUGGGGCACCAUGUUGGAGACCCCUGCCCCAACUGAAUACACUUGAGGUCUGCUACCUAGUACUGUACAGUGAGGCGAGCGGGCAGUGCUGGAUUUAUGUAUAAGCUAAACAAGCUAUAGCUUAGGGCCCCACUCUCUUGGGGGCCCCAAAAAAAUUUAAAGCAAAAACAGAACAAAACAAAACUGGAUGUACAUUUCCAAAAUUGUAUUUCAGUUCAACAAUUACUUUGAUAAAAUACAUAUUUUGUUAUGUGCAAAUGGCUUUAGAUACCUAUUAGGUCCAUCAAUUACCAUAUAUCAUAUAUUCAAUGCAAAAAACAGCAACAAUUUGUUGUUGACAAAGGACAGCUGGACAUAUAAAGGGCCCCAUUACCUUCAGUAGCUUAGGGCCUCAUCAAACCUAAAUCCGGCCCUGGGAGCGGGUGGCGCUGUGGUCUAAACCACUGAGCCUCCUGGUCUUGCAGCGGUUUGAAUCCCCACAAUGGAGUGAGCUCCCAUUGCUCUGUCCCAGCUCCCGCCAACCUAGCAGUUCGAAAGCAUACCAGUGCAAGAUGAGCACCGCACCCCAUAGUCAGUUUUAACUGGACUUAACCAUCCAGGGGUCUUUUACCUUUACACAUUCAGUAUUGCCUAAAUGGGCAGCUGGAUGUCAGAGUAGAUGAUCCAGUAGCAUGAAAGCAUUUUUUUGGGGUGGGGUGGGUGGGGUGGCAGGUACUUUGUCCAGGUACCAGAUGGAUCAGACCUAAGAAACCCCACUGUUUGUCUCCUGCCCCAAACGCGCGUGCCAGCAGAAACAACUCUAUCAGCCCUCAAUCUGAGCUUGUUUCUCUUGACUCAUCCACUUCUACUGUUACCUGAUUCCUUUUGGAACAAGCUUCAGCUCAAUUCCUCCCUCAGAGUCUCUGCCCAAGCACUCGGCCCCUUUCAGAAUCUGGCAACAGGCUUUCCUCCUGGAAAUAGCAUCCCAUUGUGUGCCUCUUUGGAGCCAUUACCUCCCUCCAAGAUUCAUUUACGAACAUAAAUGCUGAGCCAUCCUUCUGAAACCCGAUGCCCUCCAGAAAUUUUGGACUACAGAUCCCUUCAGCUCCAGAAAUGCAGGCUCAAAAACUGGGGAAGGCUGUAAUAAGCACUCUCGUUCAAAUAAUUUCAUAAAAGAAACAGUCGCUUCCAGAGCAGGUGCUCAGAUGUAAAGGAGGUCGGGAGACUUGUAGACAAAUUCCCCCAACAUGGUUGCUCAUGCUUCAUUUGUGAGCAGGUCCGAAAAAUUGAGUCUAGUGGAAAUACAACCCUCAAUGAUUUUUUUUUUUUUUUUUGAAUGCACUUGCUCAACCUAGCUGCCAUGGGAAGAGGUGAAAACAACCAGAAAAGCAGACUAGAAAAAUGAACGCAAAUAAAACCCAAAUAAAAUCUGAGGUAAAAAGGUUGAAACUUAGAACGCCAGACAAAAUUAAAAACGGAACAACUAAGCCUGGACUCAAGGGAAAGUGUGGAUGAGCCCCAAGAGAUGGGAAGGUAAAUGAGCAUUUAUUUGUGCAGCGCGCAAAUAGAUAAAAGCACGACUAAAUGGAUACAAUUGCCAAAUUAAAUAAAAACACAACUGAGGGCAACAAUCUUUCUGCAUCCUCAGCUGCUAAUAUGUAUACAGCCUUAUUUGCCAAUUGUAGCCUUAUUUGCCAAUUGGAAUCUCUUAAGGGGGAUGGAUUUGAAGUAGGGGCCUUUCGUUUCUGAUCCCACUGCCAGUCUGGAUUGGGUUUGAGGGUCCCUUACCCAGCAAAAUGCUCUCUGGUGGGCCCCCAUCUACAUUCAUGUCUGCCGCAGCAGGUUUAUGGCUCCACAGUUUGAGAUAGGCAGCUGCAAGCAAACCACCAUGGCAAUUACAGUGGUACCUCGGGUUAAGAACUUAAUUCGUUCUGGAGGUCCGUUCUUAACUUGAAACUGUUCUUAACCUGAGGUACCAUUUUGGCUAAUGGGGCCUCCCGCUGCCACCCUGCCACCGCCGCACAAUUUCUGUUCUCAUCCUGAAGCAAAGUUCUUAACCCGAGGUAUUAUUUCUGGGUUAACAGAGUCUGUAACCUGAAGCGUCUGUAACCUGAGGUACCACUGUAUCCACUAAAUGCCUCUGCUGUAGUGUUGCCCCAGGGCAUUGUGGGCGAUUUAAAUGUCGGACCUGCUCACAGACGUAGCUGACUAGAGUCGGCAGUGGGCCCAGUUGAAGGGUGUUGUGUGCUGAUUCCAUCAUGGCCCCAUUUUCAGUAAGGCGCUUCCUAACCUCAAGUAUUUGGGGUCUCCUUCAAGGAUUUUUACAUCAAGGUCAUGUUAAUACUUGACUGACAUCCGUCUCUGAAAAAGAAAAACACCCAAUCUUGUUUGAAAAAACUCCUCCUUCUCUUGGGGACAGCCAACACUAAUGGAUCACCUUCAUUAUUCUUCUUUUUAAAAAAGUGACCCUGGACCAUUGAACCACUGAAAUUGCAAGCAAGUAACUGGAAUCCCUCCAAUCUCAGUGCCUAACAAUUGGUUCUGUAUUCUUUUACUUGAGUGUGCAUAUUUUUUGUUCCUGAGCAGUCUCGAGGUCAAUCAACAUUUCAAGGUUUUAUCAUCAGGGAUGGGGACUCUGUGAUGCCUGCUGGACUGCAACUUCCAUCAUUCUUGACCAUUGGCUAAACCACUGGCUGGGGCUGAUGGGAGUGGGAGCCCAGCAACAUGCCAAGGGUCCAUCCUUGUUUUACAUCAACGGCAAGGAACCUACUGUAUUUUUCACUCCAUAAGAUGCACCUGACCAUGAGAUGCACCUUGUUUUUAGAGGAGGAAAGCAAGAAAAAAGCUCUCUGUCCCAAUCUGACAGGUAGAAAGAUCCCCCUCCGUGCUGGCUCCUGGCUGCUCUCAUGCAAGUCACAGAGCACCUCGGACGAAGGGAACUCUAAAAAGUGUUCUAAGGCCCUCUUCCCCCGCCUCGCCUUUCCCCACCACCUCGUGUGGGCGGGGGACGUUUGCAUGGGCGCUGCCAUUAGGACACUCGCACAGGCCACACCCUGCCACUCUGGGAACCAAAGUCCCCAGCUCCGCCGCUACCCGGGACCACAUAUUCACUCCAUAAGACGCACAGACAUUUCCCCUUACUUUUUAGGAGGAAAAAAGUGUGUCUUAUGGAACGAAAAAUACAGUAUGUUUGCAAGCUCCACUAGGCACUUGGCUGGCCUCUGUGAGUACAGGAUGCUAUAACAGAUAGGCUGUUUUGGUUUGAUCCAGUAGGGCUCUUGCAUACUGUAACCUGACCUGAAUCCAUGGGAUAAGGAUUCUGUGAGACAGAAAUUAAAAUAAGCCAAUUACAGAGUUGACUUUUGCUUGUGAGGAAGCUUUCUUGUGAAUGGAACUCAGCACUGAAACCAUGACUCAACAUCCUGGGGGUGGGGUGGGGGUAGGAGAAACAACCCAACAACAAUAACAACAAAGUUAUUUAUUUACAUUUUUUAUUGUGUAUGUAUGUGUCUAUCUAUCAUCUAUCUAUCAUCUAUCUAUCUAUCUAUCUAUCUAUCUAUCUCUAUCUAUCAUCUAUCUAUCUAUCUAUCUAUCUAUCUAUCUAUCUAUCAUCUAUCACCAUUGUUACCAAGGCACCCAAGAUAGUUCACAAGUUUAAAACACUAAUGCAAGUACUUUAUAUAAAACAAAGAUUGACAGAGCCCUCUUAUGCCAACUGGGAGCUGAUGGUAUGUGUGCUGCCCUGCUGGGGUGAAAAGCAGAGCUGAGCCAAAAUUUCUCAGAAGUGAUGUUACUGAGGGAAAUCAGAAUUUUCUCUUUUCUUCACCCUUUUUCUCAAAUCUCGGGCGGUAGAGCAUGAAACUCUUACUCUCAGGGUUGUGGGAUCAAGCGCCAUGUUUGGAAAAAGAUUCCCGCAUUCCAGGAGGUUGCACUAGAUGACCCUUGUGGUCCCAGUUCUACAAAUCCAUGAUUCUAUGAACAAUCUCUCUCUCUCUCAUGGCCCAGGGAAAGGGUGGAGAAUCUUGGGAGAGGUCCUUUCCCCUUUACAGCUCUUUCUGUAGGCAGAGAAUAUUCCUUGUGAUGAAGGGCUGUAGCUCAGCAGGAAAGCAUCUUCUUCGCAUGCAGAAGUUCCAAUUUUAAUCCCCAGCGUCUCCACAUGGAGCUGAAGGAGACACCAUUCCUGAAACCCUGGUAAACAGCUGCCAGUUUGUGUAGACAGUACUGAGCCAGAUGGACCUGGGCAUCUUUCCUAAUCAAAGGGCUGUGUCACUGCUCCAAAAACUGGAGUGAAAGCUCAGCUCACUGGGACUCAAUCCCAGCAGUGUUAGAAGACCCUUUCUAUUGAAAAGAAAAAGGAGUGCAAUGUGCUUUUAGAUAGGGAAGCAUUCCUCUUUCCAUCAACUCUCUUUGUAUCCCACAAGUUGAAACUCAAAGCUUCCAACUUCAUUGCCAGGAGUGGGAAAGGUCAGGGUGAAAUGAAGGUGGCUGUGUGCUCCCUUGGCUAAGGGAGAGCAAGCGAGACCCAGCUGGCUCACAAAAGGACUUCUUGAGGCAGUCAAUAGACAAAGAGGAUCAGCUGUCAAGGGAGCUUGGGGGCUGCCCAAGGAUUUUAAGUGCCUCUCAUCAAAAGCAACAAGCCCGACGCCAAGCUUAUAUUUACCCGUUCACCCCCUUAUGUAACUGCUGCGGCUUAUAUACUUCCACUUGGACUCUUCAUUGAUAGAGGCAACAGCUCGGCAGAUAUCUUGCAUCCCAUCACGAUGAAGACUCUGGUCAACCUUGGCCUCCUCCUGGCUUCUCUCCUGGGUAAAGGUGAGUCCAUGUCACGGGGGAAAUGCUGUUCCCUGACCUGCCUAUUUGGUGUAAUAAUAAUAGUAAUAAUAAUUAAUUUGUACCCUGCCCACCUGACUGGGUUGCCCCAGCCACUCUGGGAGGCUAGAAUUAAGUACAGUGGAACCUCGGAAGCCAAAGGCCUGUAAACUCAAAUGUUUCAGCUCCUGAAUGAUCGAAAACCGGAAGUGAUUGUUCUGGUUUUCAAAUGAUUUUCGGAAGCCGAACGUCUGGCGUGGCUUCCACGGCUUCCGAUUGGCUGCAGGAUGGUCCUGCAGCCAAUUGGAAGCUGUGCCUUGGAAGUCGAAUGUUUUGGAAGUUGAACGGACUUCUGGAAUGGAUUCCGUUUGACUUCCAAAUGCCACACUUUUGAUUUCAAUGGCCCCUGAGCCCAGCUAUCUCAGUCUGGAGGACCUCACCCAGUGCAUCCCCUGCGGAUGCAAAUAUUCUGUUGAGUGUCCUCAUUUCUAAUUAGCUAGCUUCAUUUAUACAAGCUUGUCUCCUUCCGCUUCCUCUGCUCCUUUCUGCAGGCUCCUGCCUAAUCUGUGAGACCUGCAUCAGCCCUGGUGAAGGCUGCAUUGGCCUGGCUCAUCCCUGCAGAAUGAAUGAAGACACCUGCCUAACCAUCGUGGGAAUGAACUCUUUGGGUGAGUGAUGCAAAGUGGGACACGCAAGUCCCGCCUUGGCCCAGUAGAAGGAGAAAGGGGGUCUCUGAUUCCUGCAGAUUUUAGGCUUCAAGGAACAUCAGUUUCCUUUUCCUGUGUGCUAUCCAUAAAUCUUCCUUUAAGCUUUCAAGCUUGCAGGCAUAUCUCUUUCGGAAGUCUGCAAGGAGGAUGUGAGGAUAACAGUGAUCUGCUGUUGUUCCCCACAGACUUAAGGCAACACCUGCACCUUCACUGCAUUCUUUUCAGCACUUGCUGAAGUUUUAGACAAGCCUACCCAGAUGUUUAAAAACUUUAUAUGAGUUUUAAUUGGUUUUAGUCUAUUCUGUUGUGGUUUAAAUUUCUUGUAUGCUGUGUUUUUUUUAGUCGUUUCAUUGUUUUAUCUUUUUUUGUAAACUGCUUUCAAGUUUCCUUCCCCCUACAGUCAAGCAGUAUAUAAUUUUUAUGAAAGAAAUAAAAUAUUCAUUUAAAGCAGUAUCAUAAUGCUUUUAACAGGCAUGGCUUCCCCCAAAGAAUCCUGGGAGCUGUAGUUUAUUAAGGGUUCUGAGAUCUCUUAGGAGAACCCCUAUUCCCUUCACAGAGCUGCAGUUACCAGUGUUCCUUGGGAUGGGAAAACCAUACAAUUACAGAAUUGUAGAGUUGGAAGGGACCACGAGGACCAUCUAGUCUAACCCCCUUGCAAUGCAGGAAUCUUUUGCCCAAGCUGGGGCUCAAACCCACGACGCUGAGAUUAAGAGUCUCAUGCUGUACCAACUGAGCUAUUGAUGGUUAAAGCUGAAUUGUAGCUUUGUGAAGGGAAUAGCGGUCUCUCCUAACAAUUCUCAGCACCCUUAGUGCAGAUGGGGUCUAAUAUUCAGUGGCAUGAUCCUCCUGAUUGCUCCCACCAAGGUCCUCUGAGGCAAGAGGGCACAGCAGAGCAACUGGAACAUACACAUGUUGUGAUGGGCGCAAGCUUUUCUUGCUGAUAUUUUUUGCAGAUGUUCUCAAAUCCUCAGCCUUUGUGCAAAAAAGAGAGGAAAAUCUACCAUGAACCAGCUCUCUUAAUGGCUGUUUUUCAUUUUCCAGGUGGUGAUGAUACCACAGAGACCCUCAAGACCUGCAUUGCUGCUGAAGAUUGCUAUUCUGGUUCCAUCAGUGUCACCACCAAUGCUGGGCUCCACCUUCAAAGCAUCUCUAGCUGCUGCCAGGAUGACCUCUGCAACCGUUGGGAACUGACCUGUAUGGAACUCUCUGCUUCUCUCCUCUAAGCGGUUUUGCCUUGACCCGUGCUUUCUAGGCAUGAGUCCCAGCAGCUUUCCCCUUGUCCCAUUCCUUUCUCAGGGAAAGCCUGCUCUUUCACUUUAAAUUGGAGCAAACAACAAUCUGGUGAAUACCCAAACUGCUGUUUGCUCCAGUUCAGCACUAAAGAGUCAUUUUACGACUUCUUUGUGGAACAUCCUCCCAUUAGACAUCAGAUGUCAAGGAAAUAAAGUACUACACAACUUUUAGAAGGCAUCUAAAGGCUGAGGAAACCCAGCCAGAUGGAUGGGGGUAUAAAUUGUUGUUGUUAUUUACAUACCCCGGACAUACCCCGGGGGUAAGCAGCCUUCACAGUACCUCAUUUCCAAACCCUGCAUAGGCCAAAGACCUCUGGUGUCUUGCACUGCUCAAAGAUUGAGGUGGCAUGAAACAAUAUGUUGUGCCUCACAGUUUGGGAGCGACUGGGCUUUACAUGGGUUUUUCUCCACAGUGCCACCUACAAACCUCACCUCCAAUGGAUUGCAGUGUCCAGCUUGUUCCGUCUUUGGUUCCAGCCACUGCAAGGCGACUGAGAUGCUGAAUUGCACCGGAACAGACAAUCGCUGCAUCAUGGUAUCUGGGACACUGAAUGCCGGUAUGAGUAAAAAAGCAUAUACUGUAGUACUCUGUCAAUUGAUUUCAGUCACAUAAUGCACAAUAAGAAGCAACAGACACUAAAACUAUGAUUUCCCACAGAGUGGCCAGCCCUAUUUGCCAGGUGGUAAAAAUAAAUAAAAAUAGAAGACCCCACACCCCCAGCCCUGGAGGUAGUCCUAGCGCUACCUAGAGAUUGAGUCUGGGGCCUUCUGCAUGUGAAGAAGUUGUGCAUCUGCCACUGACCCUUCCCCGUCAAGCUUUGUGUUGCUAACCAACCUCAUCCUCUGCCCGCAGGUGGUCUUCCCUCUACGUUCACAGCAAGAGGAUGUAGCACAGAGACGGCUUGCUCAUUGCCCCUGGGGACGGCCCUUUACUCAGCAGGAGUGAUCUUCAACCUUGACAAGGUGUCAUGCAGCCCGGCCCCGAAAGCCACAGAAAGCCACUAAGGGGGAAGAAGGUGGUUCAGGAACAACAAGCCCUGUGAAACACCCAAGGUGGCAUCCAAGCCAUUCAUCUCAAGCCCUCUUAGGCCAAUUUAAGAGUCCCUGCUUCCCCCAGGGAAUCCUGGGAACUGUCAUUUGUUGAGGAUCUCCUAACAACUCCCAGCACCCUUAACAGCUCCCAGGAUUCUUUGAGGCAAGCCAUGACUCUUUUUUUUUUAAAAAAAAAAUUUAUUGAAAAAUAUUAACGACAUAAAUUAUCAGUCAACAUAACCAAUUACAUUUCCCCCCUUUUUAUUCCCUCCCCUCUCUCCAUCUCCCACCCCCCAGAGACUUUCCUCAGCUCCCCUCUCUGAUUUGUUUAUACAUAUUUUUCUCUGCAUAUUAUAGAAUUGUACAUAUCAUUACCUUAUCCAUCAUAUGUUCUACUAAUAAAUUUUUGGAUGUUUAUUCAAAGCCUGCCAAGGAGUUCAAAUCGUUUUGUUGUCUUUUUAAAUAGUUUGUAAAAAUCCCCAUUCUUCCCUGAAGUCACUGUUGUCCUUCUCACAUAGUUUAUAUGUCAACUUUGUCAAUUCCGCAUAGCUCAUCGGUUUUUCUUGCCACUGUUCUUUCGUUGGGAUUUCCUCAUUCUUCCAUCUUUGUGCUAACAGGCCGCUGUUGUAGCAUACAUAAACAGGUUCUUUCUUUUUCUUGUCAGAUCUCGUCCUAAAAUCCCUAACAAAAAUGCUUCUGGUUUUUUUUUACAAAUGUCAUUUUAAACAUGAGAGCCAUGACUCUGAAAGUUGUAUGAAAGUGUUUGAAAGGUAUGACAUGGAUAUGAUCCGAAGAUUCUAUUGCCCUAUUGACUUCCACCACAGUUGGAGGCAGCAAUGUUCUGAAUACCAGUAACUGGAUGCCACAGGAGAGGGCUCUUGUGUUCAAAUCCUCCCACAGGCAUCUAGUUGGUCACUGUGAGAAAUGGAUUUUGGACUAGAUGGACGACUGGCCUGAUCCAACAGGCUCUUCUUAUGUUCUUAUGCUUCUCUUCCUCUCACUGUGUUUGGGGCAUGAUUCCCCCCCCCCCAUAUCCUUCUGCGUUGUCCUUCAAUAAACUGGCAUGGAAAGUAGCAAAAAUAACACACAUCAUUUUUACCUCCGCCUCUCAAGGCCUGGCUGGGGCCAGGGGAGACUGGGUUUUGACCUGGUCCAGGAAGCUGAAAUCUAAAGAUAUCUCUGUAAAUUUUCUUGUGUUGACUGGAGAAAAGCAGUCACAUACCAGUAAUAAAAAGUGAGAGCUGGAGUGCGGGGAGGCAAGGAAAGAGGAAGAAAAUUUCUUAGGUUUUAGGCCAGUUCUUCUAUCAAAGCAAGGGUGAAAGAAAACAGAGCCACCCUUUGCUUUCCUUGUUAUUUUAAAAAUGUCUUAAUCAUUUUAAAAAUAAAUAAUAAUAAUAAUAAUAAUAAUAAUAAUAAUACCAAUUUUACUGUUUAUACCCCACCCAUCUGGGUGGGUUUCCCCAGCCACUCUGGGCGGCUUCCAGGACAUAUAAAAACAUCAAACAUUAAAAACUUCCCAAUACAGCGCUGCCUUCAGAUGUCUUCUAAAAGUUGUGUAGCUCUUUAUCUCCCAGACAUCUGAUGGGAGGGUAUUCCAAAGGGAGGGUGCCACGCUGUUUAUAGAGGUUCUUAAGGUUUAUAGAGAAAAAAUGCAAAGCUCAAUAUCUUUUCUCUUUUUAAAAAACAAAACACAAAAGGGGGAGGAGAUAGAAAUAGAAAAAGGAAAUGAAAUAAAUAAUAAAGAGUAAAAAAUUGGUUAAAAGAGAAAGAUAGAAAAAAAAUACGAUUAAGAAAAUAAAGAACUUCCCUUUCUUCAUCUGUCCACUAUAUAAAAAACAAUAUUAAUUUUGCCCAGUCCUGUGUAUAACACUCAACAAAACCACUUUCUAUUAACAAAUAUUAUUUCCAAUCCUCAAAUCCAGAUAUCAUUAUUUCCUUUUCCGGCAAAAGGUCUAUAGG